UCCGUUUAUUACUACGUAUUGUGAUUGACGAGUACCGCCCAUGUGACUCUGCGUUUGUUUUCGUUUGAUGAUGGCUUCCUCUGAGCUCUGCUGCUGACUAGCUGCCUGGGAGAAAGAACAUGGAAAAGGAGAGGUACCCGAAACAAACCCGCCACAGAAGCACUCCAAGACAGCAUCAGAAGAGAAAACAGAAAGUGAAAACCAAAGAGUGGAGAGGGGAAAUAAAUCCUCAGACUGACUGGGAAUGCUGUUUUUAUACCACCUGCCAGAGGACAUUCUCUACCUCGUCCUCUCCUAUCUGGACUGCCAGACUUUGAACAGUUUGUCCCAAGUGUGCAAGAAAAUGUACAAUUUCACCAGCAGGGACGUUGUUUGGAAGAGGAUAGCAAAAGAAUGCAUCAAUUCUGGAAUAACUCAAGAAGGGAGAGACAUAUUUCCUAGGAUCCCUCUAAAGGACAGGGUGAAGAUAUCUCAGAACUGGCGGAGAGGACGUUGCAGGAAGGAAGCUGUCCUCAAAUGGAAGAACAAUUUGUUGCCAUGGAUACAGUUAGAUGGCGGUGUUCUGUAUCUGUCUCAGGCAGCGGACAUCAGAGCGUACCAACUGAGAACAGAUGGCGGGGGGCUCCAGCGGAAGCCUGUGGCUGUGUACUCUGGGCACAGGGAAGAUGUGUGCAGGUUCAUCAUGACAGAGUCUCACCUGAUCAGUGCAGGAGUAGACGGGAAGAUCAUUCUGCACCAGAAACAGGGCUCGUUCAGCAUGGAAUACUCUGCUCACAACCAGGAGGUAAACUGCAUUGACAGCAAGGGAGGGGUCAUUGUCAGCGGUUCAAGGGACAGGACAGCGCGGGUGUGGUCCCUGUCUUCCAACAGACUAGGCGAGUGUUUGCAUACGAUCCCGACUCUUGACCGGGUUUGGUCACUGGCCAUUAGUCCCUUGCAAAGCUCCUUCGUGACUGGCACAGCCUGCUGUGGUCAUGUGGCACCUCUGAGAAUCUGGGACGUGGAAAGCUGCCAGCUGCUGACUUGCCUCGGGACAGAUUUCCGCAGAGGAGCCGGUGUCCUGGAUGUUGUGUACGAGUCUCCCUCAACACUGCUGUCCUGCGGAUACGACACUUUCAUCCGGUACUGGGAUGUCAGGGCCAGCACCAGAAAGUGUGUCAUGGAGUGGGAGGAGCCUCACGACAGUGCCCUCUACUGCAUCCAGAGCGACAGCAAUCACAUGAUCGCCAGCGGCUCCUCUUACUACGGCGUGGUCCGGCUGUGGGACAAGCGGCAGACACGAUGUUUACAGACCUUCUCCUUGUCCUCCCCUACCAGCAGCCCAGUUUACUGCCUCCGUUUCAACAGCACCCACCUGUAUGCCGCCCUGGCCUCUGCACUGUAUGCACUGGAUUUCAAAGGACUGGACUCACGGGGCAGGAAAUAGAACAAAUAUUACAAGAUAAAGCAAGAACACCAGGAGGUUUCCAAGACAGAUCUUGACAGACUAUUCCCAGAAUCCGGAAUGCGUGUUGGUGCUGGUGAUAAAAACUGAUCUCAGGUGCUGCACAAAUUCACUUCUUCAUGGGAUAAAUGAGGCUUUAUCUUGGAAGCCAGAGGCACAUCAGCUGCUUUCUGUUGCCUUUAACAUGCAUAUUGGGGAGGGGGGGUUCCGAGAUCUUCAGUUCAAAUUCAGCCCAGAUCCAUGCCAGUGUGCCUGACCUGGAGAGAAGAUCGUCUACACGGCUGAAAGUGUAUUCCAGACCCCCGUGUUCCAUCUAACAAAGGCCUUCUUUUUGUAAAGGAUGCCAGUGGUGCAAAGUGUAUUAUGUACCUGAUGCGGACUGCAGUCACCCUAGCUAUGUGAGACCACUAAAGCCAUAUCAGUUGCUAGAUUUGAACUUGGGUCUUCUUUAAGGGAGAACCUUUAUAAAAGAUUUCGUUUUGCUUCUACGCUCCAGAGAUUUGAUCAAGGGAAAAGACAUGUUCCCACUUGAUAAAACUCUGCUGGCCUCAAAUUCUGUGUGCUCAAUGUGUAUAAAUAUAUUUAAAGUAAAAUAACAAAAACAAAUUGGUGUGAAACAUUUACAUAAUCAACAUUUAAAUUCCUGCUUUAAAAAUAAAAACUGGAUGAGGCAAUGGGAAAUGUUUGUCAAAACUGAAACAUUAUCUGUACAAUUUAAAAAACAUAGGGAAGGCAAUUUUUGUUUUUAACAUUAUAGGAAUCCAUCCCCUGAGCAGCCAUCAUUUUACAGUUGAGUUUUUUUGCAUAUGACAACAUAGAAUUAAAAAACUUGCUCUUUAAUCAAAGACCAGAAAUAAGAUUUAGAGACAUAAACAUUGAUAACCCACAUGAUGAUUAAGAAAGCUCUAUUGAUGCAUUUUUUUAGGCUCAUAAACAAUAGUAUGAUUAGUCUGUGCAGAUGUUCAAACAACAGUCAUGUUUAUAAUGUACUGUCUUAACCAGCAUGUAUAUAGAAACUAUUAUAUUUUUCACAGCAUACUCUGUUGUCUUUUACUUUUAUUCUGUCAAUUAUGCAGUUUUGGUGAAAUAAGUUGUUACUGCUUUUAUUUGUU
Acipenser ruthenus (sterlet) is the source of this 2556-nucleotide messenger RNA. It is a transcript of the gene fbxw4, whose product is annotated as F-box and WD repeat domain containing 4. Gene Ontology annotation, molecular function: protein binding. NCBI's taxonomy places the organism in Eukaryota, Metazoa, Chordata, Actinopteri, Acipenseriformes, Acipenseridae. The coding region runs from base 245 to 1426 and encodes 393 amino acids. The record is from RefSeq and is a predicted model, not a curated record. Gene Ontology annotation, cellular component: SCF ubiquitin ligase complex. The transcript has 9 exons. Gene Ontology annotation, biological process: SCF-dependent proteasomal ubiquitin-dependent protein catabolic process.